This is a messenger RNA of Panicum hallii, 2674 nucleotides long. Its product is annotated as nicastrin. The record is from RefSeq and is a predicted model, not a curated record. Gene Ontology annotation, biological process: protein processing. Gene Ontology annotation, cellular component: membrane. NCBI's taxonomy places the organism in Eukaryota, Viridiplantae, Streptophyta, Magnoliopsida, Poales, Poaceae. The coding region runs from base 91 to 2193 and encodes 700 amino acids. The transcript has 15 exons.
GAAACGAACGGCCUCUGCCUCCGGUCCUCCACCACCACUCCCCCAAGUCUCCCACUCCUCUAGAUCGCCGGCCCCUCGCUCGGCUCGGCCAUGGCGGCCGGCUCCUCGCUGGCCCUCGUCGCGGCCGCUGUAUGCCUCGCCUUCGCCGUCCUCGCGCCUGCUGUCUCCGGAGAUGGUGCCACGUUGGAGUCAGUUCCAGACCUUGUGAAGGCAAUGUACCUAAACAUUGAAAGUUUCCCUUGUGUGAGGCUGCUGAAUCUUUCUGGUGAAAUUGGUUGUUCAAAUCCUGGAAGCGAAAAGAUCAUUGCACCGAUUGUAAGAUUAACAAAAGGCAGUGAUCAAUUGGUUCAACCAUCCACUGUUCUUCUUCCCUUAGAUCAGAUGUCAGAUUUCUUGCUGAGGGUAUCCAAUGAUCCAGAAUUUCACCAGAAGGUGUCUGGUGUACUGAUCGAGUCAAAUGGUGCCAACAAUAACUUGCAAGAGUUGUCACCGGAUAGAAAAUUUCCACAAGAUGCUUUUGCACCCUACUCAAAUCGCAGCCAUGAUUGGAAUCCUGCUGGAUCAGGUAUUUUGUGGAACAGAUAUGACUUUCCUGUAUUUCUACUCUCAGAGGAGAGCACACGAAUCCUGCAAAAGGUUUCUGAAAAGAAUAAGAAGACUGACAAUGGAUAUAAAGCAAACGUUGCAGAAUUCGACCUUGUUAUGCAGACAACUAAAGCUCAAACACAUGAUUCAGCAUCCUGCCUCAAAGAGCGGUCAUGCUUGCCCUUAGGAGGACACAGUGUAUGGGCUUCAUUACCGCCAAUUAAAAAUGGAUCUACAGAGCAUCAUAAACCAAUAAUAUUGGCUAUCACAUCGCAAGACUCUGCAUCAUUUUUUCGGGACCGUAGUAUCGGUUCAGAUUCUCCCAUAUCUGGAUUGAUUGCCUUGCUCACUGCUGUUGAUGCUCUUUCUCACAUUCGUGAUCUAAGCAACCUUAAGAAACAGCUUGUGUUCGCUGUUUUUAAUGGUGAAGCCUGGGGUUAUCUUGGUAGCCGGAAAUUCUUACAGGAAUUAGAUAAAGGUGCUGAUUCUGUGAAUGGGAUUAACAGCUUAAUGAUUGACCAGGUACUGGAGAUCGGUUCUGUUGGCAAGGCUGUAAUUGAGGAAUAUCCAUCAUUUUAUGUGCAUGCUGCAGGGAAUUCAUCAGCUUCAAAGCAAAUAUUAGAUGCUCUGCAACGUGCCAGCAAGUCACUUGGUUCUGAUAAUGUUAAAGUGAAACAAGCAGCUUCAUCAAAUCCUGGUGUUCCACCAUCGUCAUUAAUGUCGUUCGUAAGAAAGAAUAUGUCAACCUCUGGAGUCGUAUUGGAGGACUUUGAUUCCCACUUUUCGAAUAGAUUUUAUCAUAGCUACUUGGAUAACCCUGGUAAGCUGACAGAGCGUAAAUGUGACUACAUUUCUCAUGAAAAUCCAUCAGCUAACUUGUGGCAUUUCCUUUUUUCUGCAGCAAACAUCAAUUCUUCAUCAAUAGCAGCAGCUGCUGCAUUGGUUGCCAGGUCGCUGUAUAUUCUUGCUAGUGCUGACUCAGUUGUCGAUCUCAUGACACUGAACACUAUAAAAGUUAAUGUUUCGUUGGUCGAAGAACUUAUUGGAUGUCUACUUACUUGCAAUCCUGGUCUUUCUUGCGGCCUUGUGAAAAGCUUCAUUUCUCCAAGCAGCAGUUCCUGCCCAAGUCAUUAUGUUGGUGUUUUUCUGGACGAUCCUUCUGGCACACAGUUUCCUUCAUAUGCAGACGACACCUCUCGGUUUGUAUGGAACUUCUUGGCAGACAGAACUUCUACCUCAGCGGGUAAUAAAAGCUCUUGCACUGGGAAGUGUGGUGAUGAAGGUGAAGUAUGCGUAGGGGCAGAGGUGGAGGCUGGAGGUAGAUGUGUUUUAUCUACAACCAGGUAUGUUCCAGCGUAUUCAACACGGGUGAAGUUUGAGGACAAUGCAUGGCAUGUACUUCCAGCAAACUCGUCAGAUCCAAUGGGUGUAGUGGAUCCUGUGUGGACUGAAAGCUACUGGAACACAAUCGGCCUCAGGGUCUAUGCUGUGCAAGAUUCAACUUACGAUUGGCUUAUCCUUCUUGCCGGGCUCAGUAUCACUGCCGCGUCGUAUUGUGCCGUGCUCGUCAGCAGAUCAUACAUUUCCAAGGUCGUCAAGCGCGACUGAAGCAUUAUUGACCUGCUCCACUGACUCUGGGAACCCCCGGUCUAUAUGUUCUGGGAUUUUGAGCUGGACAACUUGAACUAAUUCAGUUGGCGAUUUGUAGAACAUUAGCAACACAUCAGCGCAUGUGAUAGGGUGAUUGAACUGCCGAGAAAGCCACAGGGAAUUAUGGAGCCGUCCAGCUGAGGAGCCGUCUAUAGACGUUAGCUCUUCAUCAUUGUGCCGAGGUGCCCUUGUCUUGGGCCGGCAGUUGUAAUAUGAAAGGGUGCCCCUGGCACGCUUGGCUCUGAAACUGGUUGGUAGAUUACCAGAUGCCUCUACCUCUAGGUGGAUGUUUCCAGGAACGUGCGUCUUUCUGGGUUCGUGGAUCAUUGGGUGAAUGCUACGUAUCUAUCCAGUUUUGGUUGCGUAUGCCUGUUCCUCACGACUCCAUGGGCUUGUCCACUCCAAUUAUCACACUGGUACUCACAUCGUGAUUGGAUCA